AUGGAAAUUGGCAUCAUUGGCUCUGGAGUCAUAGGGCUCACAUCAGCUCUUGCUCUCGUCAAAGACGGUUUCAAUGUGACUAUCGUUGCACGCGAUUUGCCGGGAGAUGACGGUUCCCAACAGUGGGCCAGCCCAUGGGCUGGCGCAGGGAUUCUCCCUUACCCGGAGAGCAAAGGGCAUGACUUACAGACCGAGACAUUCAAAUUCUACCGGGCACUGGCUCAUCGUGAUCCAACCAGUGGCGUGCAGGUAGUGGAUGUCACUGAAUACUACGAUGGUCGAAAUGAUGAUUCCACCAUCUGGUACAAACGCAUGGUCCCUAAGUAUCGGCUUCUGCCCUCCAAGAAUCUUCCAGCAAAUGCCAAAAUUGGAUUUAAAUAUCAGUCCAUGACGGUGAACCCAGCAGUCUUCCUCCCUUGGAUUAAAAGGCUGCUCGAUAAGAAAGGAGUUCAUUUCAUCCGAGCGGAGGUGAAGUCACUCGCGGAGGCUCGCUCUAUCCUGAAGACCCCAGUCAUCAUCAACGCAUCCGGCUUGGGAGCCUUUGACCUUGCCGGCGACGACAAGGUGAUUGCGGUUCGUGGCCAAACAAUGCUUGUCGAAAGCGACUCUCACGAAAUGGUCAUGUUCCAGGGCUCUCACUACACGUAUCAGAUUCCGCGUAUGUUCAGUGGAGGGGUGAUACUCGGCGGAGUCAGUCAGCCAGGAAACUCGGACCAAGAUGUAGAUCCUGAUCUGCGACCAGACAUUUUACGACGCAUGAAUGCGAUCUCCAAUGAUCGGUUCCGGUCGGUGGAUUUAAAUAAACAUGUCAUAGCAGACCUAGUUGGUUUUCGGCCAAGCAGGAAGGGCGGGUAUCGACUCGAAGUUGAGGAUGGGAUUAUUCACGCUUAUGGUUUCAACACUCUUGGAUAUACUUACAGCUACGGGGUGGCUUUGAAAGUCUGCGAGCUUGCAAAAUCUUUGUUGGCCGAGAAGAGAGCCCUACGUAGUCAUCUCUAA
This is a messenger RNA of Clonostachys byssicola, 999 nucleotides long. The record is from the annotation of a GenBank genome assembly. Lineage: Eukaryota; Fungi; Ascomycota; Sordariomycetes; Hypocreales; Bionectriaceae.